This is a messenger RNA of Drosophila simulans, 7149 nucleotides long. It is a transcript of the gene Mur89F, whose product is annotated as serine-rich adhesin for platelets. Gene Ontology annotation, molecular function: chitin binding. Bases 334 to 6642 code for a protein of 2102 amino acids. NCBI's taxonomy places the organism in Eukaryota, Metazoa, Arthropoda, Insecta, Diptera, Drosophilidae. The transcript is spliced from 6 exons. The record is from RefSeq and is a predicted model, not a curated record. Gene Ontology annotation, cellular component: extracellular region.
AAAAACUCUCCCGAUUCGGUUACGCGUGCGCCGACUCAAGCAGCGCCCCCUGAAAAUCCAUAUCCUGGCGGCAGGAUUAAGACAAAAGUGAAUAAGUGUCACGCGAAAGUUGAAGUGCAAGAAAAAAAAGUGCUAAACGACGCGAGAAUUAAACUCACAAAUAAGGACCUCACCAAAUCCUUAAAGAAAGUGCUAGCCCUUGGCCAUUUUGCACAGUUUUCUUUUUGGGCGGCGCUUUUCGGGGGAAACUGUUUCGGUGUCGGAAACUGAAGAACUCCCAAGGUUGCGGGCCCAAAAGCUGUUGUGACAUUUUUUUGGCAAAGCAGAAACGCAAUGGCGCCAAAGACGCCGCCAUUUUCACAGCUCGACAAAAUGGCGACAAGGACAUCCACAUCCAGUUGGCUCUGCCGCCUGCUGCUAUUCGGCUUUUGCAUUGGCGCCGCCGCCGCCCGAGACAUUCGAUCGCCGAUGGACCAGACAGACGUGGCCUUCUACUGCCCUGGAGAGGGUCUGUUUGCGGACGACUACGAUUGCAGGAUUUAUUACCGCUGCGAGCGGCGUUCCGGGCAGUACAUCCAACCCUAUCUGCUGGCCUGUCCAGAGGGCGCGGUCUUCUCCCGCACCCUGCGCAUGUGUCUGCCACCAGCUAUGGCUGGGCGGGAUGAGUGCGUUGACCAGGUGAACGAGGUGGAUGGCGGCAGCAUGGAGAAGUGGGAGCAGGACGACUACGGACAGGAUGACCAUAAUGCGAUGCUUAACCUGGCCGUCACACCUGCGGCCAAUGAGCUGCGAACCUAUGCGUCGACCCACCGUCUGCCCACAAAUUACGGUCUGGCUGGUCUCAACGGUGUCUCUGUCAUAUCCUUCUCCAGCUCCUCAUCCCUGCGAGCUGUUGGAUCAGCGGAGGAGGACGGCAUAAUAUGCCGGGAUGAUGGCUUCAUGACCGAUCCCAGCGACUGCACCGUGUUUUAUCGCUGCAUCUCGAACGGCCGAGGCUAUAACAAAAUCGGCUUCCGGUGCUCAGAUGGCACGGCGUGGGACGAGUCCCUUCAGUCCUGUAACCAUAUGUUUGACGUACGUGCCAACGGAGGAUGCCGCAAUCAAGCUGUUCCACAGAACGACGGUUAUUACGCCGGCCAAACGUCAACACAGUCCUCGCAGACCAGUUACCAGAACUCAACCACAAGCAGUCAACAGAGCUCGUCCACCAGUUCCUCCAACUCCUCCCAAAGUUCCAGUUCCACAUCCAGCUCUACAUCCAAUUCCAGCUCGAGUCAAGAGUCCUCUACAUCCAGCAGCAGUAAUCAGUCGAGCUCCACGUCUAGCAACCAUCAGGAGUCCAGCUCGGAAUCCAGCAACAACCAGGAGUCCAAUUCGGGAUCUAGCAACAAUCAGGAAUCUAGCACGAGUUCCAGCAGCAAUCAAGGUUCAAGCUCUCAAAAUGCUGGCAGUAGCAACCAAAACCAAAGCUCUGGCAGCAAUCAAAGCUCGGGAAGUAGCCAAUCCUCAAACAGUAACCAGAACUCCAGCAACAAUCAGAACCAAAGCUCUCAAAAUUCUGGUAGCAACCAAAGCAGCAGCAGUCAAAACUCGGGCAGCAACCAAUCCUCUGGCAGCAACCAAUCCUCGGGCAGCAACCAAUCCUCCGGCAACAAUCAAUCCUCCAACAACAAUCAGAGUUCCAACAACAAUCAAUCCUCCAGCUCCAACAACAAUCAAAGUUCUUCAAGCAGCCAAAACAACAGUGGAUCUAAUAUACCUGUGCCCACCGAGUGCGAGGAUGAAAAUACUUACAUCCCGGAUAAAGAAGACUGUGCUAAAUUCUACAGAUGCCGACAAGAUAAAGACGGAAAAUUAGAGCAAGUGCCUUUCACCUGUGGUCCCGGUACCGUUUGGAACCAAGUGGAUAAGGUCUGCGAUCUGCCCACUGAGGAUCAAAAGAAGAAGUGCAACAUUCAAUCGGGUUCGUCGAGUGGUAGUAACAACUCUGGACAGCAAUCCAGUGGAAGCUCCUCCAACAACCAAGGCUCUUCCAACAAUCAAUCCUCAAGCAACCAGAGCUCUUCUAACAAUCAAGGAUCGUCUAGCAAUCAAGGCUCAUCCAGCAAUCAAGGAUCGUCUAGCAAUCAAGAAUCGUCCAGCAAUCAAGGAUCGUCUAACAAUCAAGGCUCAUCUAGCAAUCAAUCUUCCAGCAAUCAGAGCUCAUCCAGCAAUCAAGGAUCUUCUAGCAAUCAAGGCUCAUCCAGCAAUCAAGGAUCUUCUAGCAAUCAAGGAUCGUCUAGCAAUCAAGGCUCAUCCAGCAAUCAAGGAUCUUCUGGCAAUCAAGGCUCAUCCAGCAAUCAAGGCUCAUCCAGCAAUCAGGGAUCGUCUAGCAAUCAAGGCUCAUCCAGCAAUCAAGAAUCCUCAAGCAAUCAGUCCUCCAAUCAAGGCUCAUCUUCAUCUUCUAGCAAUCAGAGCUCCUCAAGCUCAAACAAUAAUUCCACGAGCACUCAAACAAAGCCAUCCAAUCCCGAUGGUGAAUGCCAAGAUACGGAAACAUAUUUGGCUGAUAAGAAGGACUGUGCCCGAUUCUAUCGAUGCGUAGAGAAUGGUAGCGGUGGCUUCAAUACUGUUCCUUUCGAUUGCUCCCCUGGAACGGUCUGGGAUCCAGAUACGAAGGGAUGUAACCAUCCAACAGAUGUGCAAAAGGAGCAAUGCAAGGCUAUGGCCAAUGGAAGUGGAUCAUCAUCCAGCCAAGGCUCGUCUUCCAACCAGGGAUCAUCCUCAAGCCAGGGAUCUUCUUCCAAUCAGGGAUCAUCCUCCAACCAGGGCUCUUCUUCUAACCAGGGAUCAUCUUCAAAUCAGGGUUCCUCUUCUAACCAGGGAUCGUCCUCCAACCAAGGAUCGUCAUCUAACCAGGGAUCAUCUUCCAGCCAGAGUUCUUCAUCAAACCAGGGAUCAUCUUCCAGUCAGGGUUCUUCAUCCAACCAGGGAUCAUCUUCCAAUCAGGGUUCCUCUUCCAACCAAGGAUCAUCUUCCAAUCAGGGAUCGUCAUCUAACCAAGGAUCAUCUUCCAAUCAGGGAUCAUCUUCGAACCAAGGAUCAUCCUCUAACCAGGGUUCCUCUUCUAACCAAGGAUCAUCUUCGAAUCAAGGAUCAUCCUCUAAUCAGGGCUCAUCUUCUAACCAAGGAUCAUCUUCAAAUCAAAGUUCUUCGUCCAACCAAUCGUCCUCGAAUCAAUCCUCCUCCAAUCAGUCGUCGUCUAACCAGACAUCUUCAUCCACUACACAAAAACCCUUCAAACCGGCAGAGAAAUGUGAAAGUGAGGAAACUUUCUUGGCUGACAACGAGAACUGCUCGAAGUUUUAUCGAUGCGUGGAUAAUGGUAAGGGUGGUUUUACAAAAGUAUCAUUCACCUGCCCACCAAACACUCUAUGGGAUCCUGAGGCCAACAGCUGCAACCAUCCUGAUCAGAUCCAGACCAAGCCGCUCAAAUGCAAAAAGGUGGUUAGCCAAGACGGAAGUUCCUCUAACAGCACCAGCAACUCCUCGAGUAGCUCAAACAACAGUGGUUCCUCUUCAAACAGUGGAUCAUCUUCCAGUUCAUCCUCCAACAGUGGCUCCUCCUCCAAUACAGGUUCAUCGUCAAACAGUGGCACUUCUUCUAGCGGUGGUUCAUCGAAUCAAGGCUCAUCCUCCAAUAGUGGCUCCUCUUCCGGCUCGAACUCUUCUGGAAAUCAAUCGACAUCUUCGUCAUCAUCGUCUUCAUCCUCAUCAAGCAAUAACAAUAAUCAAGGUUCAUCCUCAUCGUCCUCCUCCAGCAGCAGCUCGACUUCAUCAAAACCAAAUCCCUCUGAAACCUGCAAGGUUAAUGGACAAUUUAUUGGCGAUCGGUCGGAUUGUGCCAAAUUCUAUCGCUGCGUCGAUAAUGACAGAGGUGGCUUCAAUAUGGUACCCUUUAGCUGCGGUCCUGGCACUGUUUGGGAUGCCCAGAUGCAGGCCUGUAAUCAUGCGUGGGCAGUAAAGGAAUGCGGUGGUAUUGCUCCACCUACAACUUCUACGCCGACGACCUCCAGGCCAACAUCCGCAAGCACUUCCAGACCUUCUGACCAAACUUCAACAUCGAGACCCUCAGGUCCGACCACUACCACACGUCCACUGACUGCCAGACCAACGACUUCUUCUCCAACAACAGCUUCAUCCUCUCAAACAUCAUCUCCUGUUACCCAGGCACCCAAUACAGAUGGCAAAUGUCGGUCGGAGGGCUUUAUGGCUGAUCCCAACAACUGCUCCAAAUUCUACCGCUGCGUAAGGAACAACAAAGGUGGCUUCACCCAAAUUCCAUUCCAAUGUGGAGCUGGUACCGUUUGGGAUCAGGAUCUGCAGACCUGCAACCACAACUUUAACAAUUGCAGUACUGGCACUGAAAGUACCACUUCAAAGCCGCCUUGUGAGCCAGCAACAAAUGGAACAUCGACCACCACACCUCCACCCACCACGACAGAUUCACCAUCCUCUUCAACAACAGGAUUGCCGCCAACUACAACAACCGAAUUACCUCCAACUACGACCACAGACUUACCUCCUACAACAACUACUAGGUUGCCUCCCACUACAACAACUGGGCUACCUCCGACUACAACAACUGGGCUGCCCCCCACCACGACCACAGGAGCUCAACCCACUACAACAACAAUGAGUUCGGAAACUGAAACAUCAACGGUAACCACAAGUCCGGAAAGCACCACGCAACCACCGUCUACAACCACUAUGAAACCCCUACCAGCUGGCACGGAAUGCACGGGUGAGGGUUACAUGGCCGAUCCCGAAGACUGCAGGAAAUACUAUCGAUGCAUCAACGCUGGAGCCUCCUACAGAAAGUACAACUUUACGUGUCCCAAGGGCACGGGAUGGAAUGAAGAAGUUCAGACCUGUGACUACAUGGAGAACAUACCGAGGUGCUCGAAGUUACCCGCUGAACCAAUCACUACAACACCAAGUGAAGAGGCCAAGGAUCCCGGAAGCACCACUCCGCAGUCAACGGAUGAGCCCAGCACAGUGACAAAACCCAUUACGAAACCCACCGAAGAACCUUCAACAGAAAAACCGCAAAAGCCGACGACUCAAUAUCCGGAGAAGCCAACCACCACAGAGGAACCAGAAAAGCCGCAGAAGCCGACUACAACCGAGUAUCCUCAGAAGCCGACCACCACGGAAGAACCUACUCCAGAGAAGCCCCAGAAGCCCACAACAACCGAGUAUCCUCAGAAGCCGACCACUCAGGAACCCACCACCACAAGUAUUCCGGGCUACAAUCCAACAACAACGUCUGUUCCGGGCUAUAACCCAACCACAACGCCAGUUCCGGUAGAAACUACAACCUCUACUCCUGGCUAUAAGCCAACUACCACCGGCGAACCUAUUACCACGACCACAUUACCUCCCACAACCACGGAUGCCAUUCAAGAGCCCACAACCUCAAAAAAACCUGAACCCACAACAACCACAGAAAGUCCAGAAUCCAGCACACCUGAAGGUUCAGUAACCACUCUUCAGCCGGAGCCACAGCCGAACUAUAACUGCUCUUCGGAGGGAUUCUUCCCAGAUCCCGAGGACUGUAGUCGCUAUUACCGUUGUGUGGAUGCGGCCAAAAAUGGCAAGUAUCAGGUGUAUGCCUUCAAGUGCGGCAAGGGAACUGUUUGGGACACCUCCACCGAGACCUGCAAUUACGCCGAUCAGGUGUCUGGCAAUUGCUCAUCGGGACAGACGACCACGCCGGGAACGACUACGGAACCUGGUACGAUGGAGAGUACAACCAGCUCUGGAAAACCUGAAACCACCUCAAAGGCCCCUGAAAACACCACUACGGGAGCUCCAGAAACCACCACUACUUCGGCUCCUGAAACCACCACCACAGUAGCCUCCGAAACCACUACUUCAUGGAGCACAGAAACCACUACUUCUGGCACAACCACCACCACAGCCACACCUGAAACCACUAUAAAACCAACCAAGCCUGAAACCACUACCAUUGCUGCGGAAGAAACCUCAACGACGGAGUCGCCUACCACCACAGAGAGUCCUGCUCCCGGUACCAACACCUCUGCUCCUUGUCCCGAAACCGGUCCAGGUCAGAAUGUGUACGUCUGCCCCACUGGAUUCCGCCGGCAUCCGGAGAAGUGCGGCAUGUUCUACCAGUGCAGUGAAAGUGCGGAUAGCAAUGAUCUUAACAUCGUGGUAUUCCAAUGCCCCAACGGAACCGUCUACCAAGACAAGUCCUGCAGCUGUGGCAAGCCGCCGGCAGGUGACAAGUGCUCCAAGGACAUGAAGAGGACCACCAAUUUGUUUGAAGAGGAAACGAAACUCCAAAAUGUGGUUCAAAUCAGCACGACGGAUCCUCUCUGCCCGGAUGAGGGUCACUUCGCGCUCAACAACGACCAGUGCGGCCAGCUGUUCGUCAAGUGCGGAUUCUCGGAGCUGACGGGUCGCAUCGAGGGCCAGAUCCACCGCUGUCCGCAGGGAUUCGCCUACUGGAACGUCAGCCGACGAUGCGAGCCCGCCCGCAAGCUGCCCAACUGCACACCCACCACCUACAAUGUGGGCGGAAACGUGCCGCUGGAGUGGCUCAACAUUGGCCAUAGACGCCGCAGCAUGCGCAUUUAAUUAGAUUUAGUCUAGAUUCACUUAGUCGCCCGCCAUUGUUCGUUUGCUGCGCCAGCACUUGAUGGCCAGCUUAACUAGCUGAUUGCGAUCGAGGCAAUAAGCUGGCGCAGCAAACGAUCGAACAGAAGAGUUAGCUUAGGACGUAGGGAAAUUACAUUAGGUUAAGCACGGGUGCAGCCCUCCGACAAGUGGGAACUUAAAACAAGUUAGCCUAUAAUACAACCAUAUAUUUCUAUAAUAUAUUGCUUCGAUCGUUGGAGGGUAAACUAGAUUCUUGGUGUCGGACUGCGAGACUGCACUUUACGCAUUUGAAAAGGAAACAAAAGGUUUUGAGUAGUCUUCCUGGAGUGGAAACAGGCACAGCCUUCACUACACACACGUAAAUGCUGUAGCUUUUAUGCAGUAAUUGUAUUUAUGUUUAGAGUUAAAACAUACGUUCUGAACGCCAUAUACAAUGUAUCUUAGACUAUGCUUAAAGAUUAUAAUAAAUUGAAUCAUAUACAGAAA